AUGGGGGUUAUUAAGUUCUAUAGGAAGAAUAAUGGCGGCAGAGUUGCAUCGACUUUCCCCGCUCUAUGCCAAGUCAUUUGCGCUCCAAUCAAAGCAAACUGGAAAGUGAUACGAAGUCAGCGACAUCAGGGCUUUACAGAUGACGACGCCUCUUCUAUUUGCUGCAACAAAGCAGAGACAUGGCCCUUAUAUGGCGAUCAUGCGAGCAGCCUAUGCGCUUGCCAUGUGCUGACAAUUAGAGCCCAAGAACAGAAAUCGUUCGUUGUUCACAUUCCAUUAUCAUCUGUUAUUGACAAGCCGAUGUACACCAAGGAAGCUGUGUCGUUUUCAAGGGAAGGUAUGUUACCGAGCGGUGAGCUUCAGCCUUACCGCCUUGAGGAGAAGUCAGUCAUCCAUCAGGCGUCUCAGGCGGUAGACCAGUCCGAGGCGGUGAAGCGGUUUGAGGCGGCGAAGCAGUCUCAGGCGGUAGACCAGUUUCAGCCGGUGGAUCUAGUCCGAACAUGA
Aspergillus ochraceoroseus IBT 24754 is the source of this 504-nucleotide messenger RNA. RefSeq lists its product as uncharacterized. The record is from RefSeq and is a predicted model, not a curated record. The coding region runs from base 1 to 504 and encodes 167 amino acids. The transcript has 6 exons. NCBI's taxonomy places the organism in Eukaryota, Fungi, Ascomycota, Eurotiomycetes, Eurotiales, Aspergillaceae.